UAUCGUAUAUAAUCAUACAGUCUAACGCGCUUCGAAACACGAUUCUCAGACGCGAAACUGCGUGCGGGCGUGUCGCUUCCUCUCAGUAGUGUUGCGAUAGUAUUACAGAAUAAUUUGAAGACGCUAAAUAAAAGGUGUUGUCAGAAUAAUGUGGUCUACGCAAUAGUAUAGUAAGAGUUGAAAUUCGACAGAAUCAAAAAAAUUUUGAAAAAAUGGCGUGUUUGUUACAAUCGGUGGUGCUCGUAGGCGUGUUCUUAUGGCUGGGCGUUGUCGGUCAAUACGAGUGGCAGCCUCGAGAUGCUUUCGACGAAAUACGAUUACGAAUGGACAAAGUGAACGGUGACAAUUGCGAAAUACAUCAUUUGUCGGAACUUUAUUUACCGGAGGACACCGUCUCUCAUUUGCCCGAUAUUAAGGAUGUCAACAUAAAUCCUGUUUUUCCAAACAGAACCGCGCUGCUUCAUCUUCACAACAUGGCCCUAAGCCGUUCAUUUUUUUGGAGUUACAUACUCCAAUCGCGUUUCAUAAGACCUGCGAUCAACGACACUUACGAUCCUGGCAUGAUGUAUUAUUUUCUCUCCUCCGUUGCGGAUGUGUCUGCCAACCCUCACAUCAAUGCUUCCGCCACGUAUUUUUCUCCGAACAUGUCUUAUACGCCUUCGUAUCGCGGCUUCUUCAACAAAACAAUGCCGAGAUUUGCCCCGAGAACUUUCAGGGCUGAUGACUUCAAUGAUCCUGUUCAUUUAGAAAGAAUUUCAACCAGAAAUACCUUCUACAUUCAAGAUCUUGGUGCUUUUCCUAGAGACAGUCCUAGCCUGGACUAUACCGAGGAUGAGUAUCGGAUCAAUGAAUGGUAUCGAAAAUGGUUGCCUGACUAUGUAGAUCGCAGACAUGAUACAAAAACAACAUAUCAAAUAGAAAUUCGUUAUGCCAAUAACACUAAUGAAACUUUUAAUUUCCACGGCCCACCAGCUGCCGAUGAGUACCCUGGUCCGGUAAAAUGGACGAGACCCUAUUUUGAUUGUAGACGUUCUAACCGAUGGAUGAUCGCCGCAGUUGUUCCCAUUGCGGAUAUUUAUCCAAGGCAUACAGGUUUCCGGCAUAUCGAAUACCCAACAUACACAGCAGUGACAGUGAUGGAAAUGGAUCUUGACAGAAUUGACAUUAAUCAGUGCCCGCGAGGGGAAGGAAAUAGCGGUCCAAAUCGAUUCGCUGAUACUGCAAGAUGUAAAAAAGAAACGACCGAGUGUGAACCUUUACACGGAUGGGGGUUACGAAGAGGUGGUUAUCAGUGCAGAUGUAGACCAUCAUUUAGGCUCCCCUCGUACGUAAGACGACCCUAUCUCGGCGAAAUAGUUGAGCGAGCUACGCAAGAACAAUAUUACAAUGGAUUUGAUUGCACGAAAAUUGGAUGGAUUCACAAAACGCCGGUUUUAUGGAACAAAGCACCGCUAUAUUUACGCGAGAAAUAUCUGGAAGCCUUCUACGAAUAUCGCAACUUUUCUAAGGGUCCGGAAUCUUUGCAAGAUGAAAAAAUGAACAUCGACGAAGCACUCAGAUUUAUACUUAGCAUAAACCCUAAAAAUUGUGCCAAAUAUUCGAAACAGAAUUUGACCCUUCACGGUGACAUAGGCUGGGGAGCUCCGGAGUUUUUCGAAAAUGAAGCUAAAAUGGCCACAAGAUUAGCCAAUUUCUUGAGCGCAUUUUUGCAAGUAUCUGAUCCCCAAGAAGUUUAUUCGGGCAAACGAGUUGCCGAUCGACCUUUGACCGAAGAUCAAGUAAUUGGUGAGACUCUGGCGCUUUUAUUCGGCGAUACGAAAAUUUGGUCCGCCGGUACAUACUGGGAACGCAAUAAAUUCACAAAUCGAACAUAUUUUGCUCCAUUCGCCUACAAGACUCAGUUGAAUACGAGAAAAUUCAAACUCGAAGACUUGGCGAGACUUGACGAGCCUGAACAAGUUUACACGAACAAGCCUUGGUUCCAAUUUUUGAAGCAACGUUGGGCUACGAAUUUUGAUGAAUUGGAAAAAUACUUUUUGAAAAUAAAUAUCCGGUUCAACGAGACUGGCGAACACAAGAAAAAAUAUGAACACUAUCCGACCCAUUACCGUGCGGCCAACCUGAAACACGGGCAUUGGACAACGCCGUAUUUUGAUUGCGAAGGCAAAGUCAAAAAGUGGGUAAUCACUUACGCUUCACCAUUUUUCGGUUGGGAUCGACUCAAAGAUAAGCUCGAAUUCAAGGGUGUCGUCGCCGUUACAAUGAAUUUACGAAAAUUGGACAUCAAUCAGUGCGAUGAUAAAUUUUAUGUGGCGAAUGCGUUCAAAAAUACUCACAAGUGUGACAGGAAAACUUCAUACUGUGUUCCAAUUUUGGGGCGAGGUUUCGAAACCGGUGGAUACAAAUGCGAAUGUAAACAAGGCUUCGAAUAUCCGUUUGAAGAUCCCAUCACGUAUUACGAUGGUCAAAUAGUCGAAGCUGAAUUCAACAACAUCGUCAACGACGUAGAAACUCGAUAUGACAUGUUCAAGUGCCGUCUAGCCGGCGCAACUUCCAUCCAAUCAAGCUGGAUACUCGUUUUUUCAGUUUUAGUUCUUUUCUACCGCUUUUAUGUACGCAGAUAAAUUCGUGCGUAUCCAAAUCUCAUAAGUUAUCCACCGAUAUACGUGGAAACUAUGCCUCGGGUUUUAAAUCAAGCCCGAGAAAAAACCGUCCAAGAAAAUAAUAAUUUUAAUUUGUAAGCUUGUACAAAAUUUAUAUUUAGCGAUAUUUCGUGGAUACGUAGGUACGGCAGAAUUUUAAGACCUUGCGAUACCACAAAAAUUUUUAAAACAUCAGGAGACGUAGAAAUUUUGAGAGAUUUAACAUUUCCAAAUGAGUUUGUUAAAAAAUAGACCAAUUGUCCGAAAAUUAAAUUUCGUAUAUUGUGCAUUUUAAUUCAAUUGGAAAUUAUUUGUCAAUUGAUGACAACUAUGACGCAAACGUUCAAAAUUUUCGUGUAAUGUAAUUUUUUUUGUACAAUUUGCCUAAAAAAUAUUCUAAACAUAUUUUUUAGGCAAUUUUCUAAGCAUAUUUUUUAGUUCGUAUUGGAAUUAUAGGAUUGAGAUCUUACAUGCACAUGUUCGUAAGUCUUUUGACAAACGUGACAAACAUUCCACCAUGGAAAUUACGAAGGCUGAAUACUCAAAAACCAUAAUGAAUCUGAAAAUCAAUCACUCAUUUCCCUCGAUUGAGAUACGAGCGCGAUAUUUUUUUUCUUUAUUAAAAAACCGUUCAACCAACUAUUUUUAAGAGAGCGGCUUCAUGGUUGAUCGAAAAAACCCAGAAGCUGCUAUUUUCAAUUGAUUUCCAAAACUUGGUUGGAAUCGCUAACCAAAUGUGUCACCACUGUUGUCACUAAGUGCCUUUACAAAAUGCGAUCAGAAGUGCUGUAUUUUAUUUAGCCUUCAAUUAUGAUAACGAGGUUACACCGAAAAAACUGAUUAAGAAAUUUAAUAAUAUAAAAUAUGAGAACUUUGUUUUACUAAUCUAAGGACAACACAUUCUGUAUGUUUCAAAGUGAACUUUCAAAAGUGCAUAGCGAUAGAAAUCGAUGCUGAAACCUAUUUUUCAAUCAUGAUUUUAGCCUCUAAUAGUAGUUGAGAUAUGUGAAGAUACUUCAUCACAUGCAUAUUCCGUCCAAAUAUUGUGUAUAACAUCUGUAUAUAUACAAUUACUGAACAUGUACAAAGUUCCGUGUGCUUUGUAUUUUUAUGUUUUUUUAUAUUUAAAGAAAUCUGUUAUGACAUUUACAAAAUUUUAUAAUCAAUUUGACUCAAUGGUUACAAACGACGAUACGAGAUGCAACGAGGAAGACAAAAACGAUCUUGUACUUUUAUAUUAUAUACAAAAUAAUAAAAUAUUCAAUCAA
Venturia canescens is the source of this 3910-nucleotide messenger RNA. RefSeq lists its product as uncharacterized. Lineage: Eukaryota; Metazoa; Arthropoda; Insecta; Hymenoptera; Ichneumonidae. The record is from RefSeq and is a predicted model, not a curated record. The transcript is spliced from 12 exons. The coding region runs from base 213 to 2624 and encodes 803 amino acids.